Messenger RNA from Exophiala dermatitidis NIH/UT8656, 2238 nucleotides. RefSeq lists its product as uncharacterized. The transcript is spliced from 2 exons. NCBI's taxonomy places the organism in Eukaryota, Fungi, Ascomycota, Eurotiomycetes, Chaetothyriales, Herpotrichiellaceae. The record is from RefSeq and is a predicted model, not a curated record. The coding region runs from base 401 to 1780 and encodes 459 amino acids. Gene Ontology annotation, cellular component: cytoplasm.
CGGUAAAUGACCCAUACAGACCCAACUGGGACCUUGGAACCACUGAACUGCGGUGCAAUCCAACCUGAAAUCCACCUGCAGCUUUACACGGCGCUGUUUGCGCUGUUUGUUCGGCGCUUGUUGCUGCUGUAGACGACACUCUUGGACCUCAUUAUCAUCCGGCAAACCUCCUGCUGGCCGUACAGUACGAACCUGACCUGCUUAUCUAUUCUUCAACCAGAAUCUCAGCUGGUCUAGUCUCCUAUCUCAACUCCUGGUCGCGUCUGGCCUGUUGUACCCAGACCAAAGGCUGUUCUACGAGCAUUGAAAGACCGGUCUUCCAUCAUCUCCACUGGCACUACCUUUACACCUCAAUUGAGACCUCCGUCGCUUCAACCUCUGUCUCCUGCCACAGCCCAUCAUGGCGGCUACAACUACAUCCUACUUGACAGACCCGACAUUGUACCUCUUCACCUCCUUGACUGCGGGAUCGUCUCACAUCAUCACCGCGACGUCGAGAUUAGAAACAAUCCUUAAGGCGAACAAGAUUCCAUUUCGGGCAGUGGACUGUGCCACGGACGAGAAGGCUCGCAUGCUAUGGGGCCGAAGAUCCAAGGGACGAAAACUGCCUGGUUUAGUGAGAUACGGAGAGAUCAUCGGGGAUCUGGAGCAGAUUGAAGAAUGGAACGAAUACGGCGAGCUCAAGGAGCAGAUUGCUGCCUCUGAACAUGGCGGCUUGACCGGCGGCACAACCACCAACAACAGUUUGGUUCCUGAGCCACCUGUCACCAGCACGACAAACUCUACGCCACAAAGAUCGGAACCUCCUUCUCGCGCAUCCUCCGAAACCCGCCACAUCUCUAUCGUGGAUCCCAAGGAGAAAGACAAGGAUGGCAAAGCCGGAGACUCCGCUUCCUCACACAAGCCAACGGAGUCACCUUUGAACCUGGCCAUGCGCCAACUGGGGGCCGAAGCCGCCGCCAAAGCAGGCCAGAAGAAGGCGGCGGCAGCGCAGGCUCUGAAAGCAGCAGCGGCACCUACCAAGGAACCCAGCACGACAGACCAGAUUCCCGUUCCGGCAGCCACGAAAUUGAGCGUAGAGGCCGCAGCCGAAUCACCCGAGACUGCGACAAGCGUCACCGCCGCGAAGACUCCUGCACAGUUGGCCGCUGAAGGCGCCAAGAGGACAUCGGUGGAUAAAAUCGCCGAAGCAUCUACGUCCCAAGUCGAAGGUGCAGGUACAGAAGCGACUUCUUCUCCAAGUGGUACUAAAGAGGAGGAUUCGUCGUCGUCGCCAUCAACAGAGGCUAAUCGACUAGAACUACAACGCUCAAGCACCAUCACUAAGCGAAAAUCCCGGUUAAGUGAGUCUACCCCUGUAGAAGAGAGCGAGACCGUACGCACUUCUUCUGAAGAAGGAGAAGAAAAAGGAGAAGAAGCAGUGUCCUCGCCGUCGAUUGCCGUCCCGGAGCAUGAGGUGAGCGCUACAAUGUCGCCGCUGGAGGGACCGCCACGACAGCACCGCGGCAGUGAUAUCGGAGAAGCCAGCCCUGAAGAGAUUCGAGCCUUGGAGAAGAAAUUGAGCAUCCCCGAGGAUGAGGAAGAGCCUGAUGAGGAGGAUGAACGGGGAAAGGAAGAGGAGAACAAGUGGGAGAAGGAGAAUGAGAAUCACAAGGCUGCCACUGCCACUGCUGCCGUUGCUCCCACCGACGAAGCAGAGUUGAAGGCUACCAAGGGGACUGAUCCGCAGGAAACCAAUGCCAAAGACGCGAAUAAGGCGGGCGUCAGUGUAGGUGAUUGAAUUUUUGGGGGGACUGAUGGAUAAAGGUAGAUCGUACGAAGAUUCAGUUCAUGUACAUCCAAGGCGCGGAGAUAUGGUUCUUGGUUGAUAGGUGUGUGGUGUCAAUUGGAACCUAAGUCCUUUUCUUAUCUGGUGGACAUACAAAGAUUUCAGCCCCUGUCUCGGAAAGGCGUUGGAACAUGACAUCCUAAGAACUGAGUGAUUUUACAUUCUGGCAAUCCUUGGUUUAUAUGUUUCGUUUUUGAACAUCACAGACCUUACCUACAGGAGUCUUUUUCGGCGUGAUGCUACACUGCACUGGUAUUCGGAGACUACCAGGUAGCCGGCCAUGUUUGCAUUGAUGGAGUUCAAGUUCUCCGGAGAUAUGAGGUACAUAGGUAAGUACCUACGUUUGAUAUAUGUGUGGGUAGUAGCCAUAUAUUUGACAAGUAUGUACAGUCAAGUAUACAUCUAAGAGG